Molecule: messenger RNA, 1008 nt
Organism: Lycium barbarum (goji berry)
Lineage: Eukaryota; Viridiplantae; Streptophyta; Magnoliopsida; Solanales; Solanaceae
Exons: 1
Coding region: 1-1008 (335 amino acids)
Source: RefSeq, a predicted model, not a curated record
AUGGUUAACAAAGAAGAGCGUGGCAUCACCAGAGAUAAGGAAGAAGAGCAAGUUGAGGAUAGACACAGUGAAGAGGAAACAGAAGUAGUAGAGAAGCAAAAUAAAAGGGCUAAAGGUAGGGUGAAUGAGGAGGGGGUAAGAAAAGCUAGAGGCAAGAAGAAACAGCAGAAAAGAUGGAAAGAAACUAAUAGGAGAAUUGAGAAUGAUUCACAACAAGAAAAGGAAAAUCAGAAAAUAGAGCACAAUAAAAAGAAGGAAGUGGGAGGUCACGAACAAUCUACUCUCAAGGAAAGAUUAGACAAGAUAAGAAAAAAGAGGAAGAAGAAGCUACCAAAAAAGAGGACCAAUGUAAGGGUCAAGAUGAGUAAGCAAAUAAGCAAGGAAACAGAUGGCAAGGGAGCUGAGGAAAGAACCGCAGACGAGAGGGAAAAACAAAAUGAUACAGAGGAGCAGACUGUUCAGUCUAAAAGGCAAUCUGAUAUGGAGAAAAAUCAGCAUUUGAAUUGUAUUCAGGAAGAAUCUGCUAAUCUUCAACACAUAGAUCCUGGAGGAAACAGAGGUGAUUUAGGUGGGGAAAAUCAGCAACAUGAAAAGAGCAAAGAGGAGGGGAUAGGUGACAACAUGUCUAACAAUCCUGACGAGUCUUUUAGUUUGCCAACUGCUAUCAAAAACCAUCCGGGAAUAAAUUUGAUAGUUGAUCUUAAUAACAAUCUGAUAGAAACCUAUAACAGUAAUGGAAAAGAUGUGGAAGAUGGAAGACAAGAUGGAAACAUGGAGAAUUUGAAUCAACAGGAGAAGGAAGAAACAGUUCAAGAGAUGAGCCAAGAACAACAAAAACACCUCAAGGAAGUUAGUGACAGAAAUGGUUUGUCUCCAGGUAGAAGGGGAAGAAACAAACAAAAAAAAGACAACAGAAAGGAGAGAAGCAGCAGCAGCAACUUUAGAGCUUUGUCCUGUAAAGGAGAGAGGAGAAAAGAUCAGCAAACUCAAAAUGUUUAUCAUGAUUAG